This is a messenger RNA of Ochotona princeps (American pika), 700 nucleotides long. Its product is annotated as speedy protein E4A-like. The record is from RefSeq and is a predicted model, not a curated record. Gene Ontology annotation, molecular function: protein kinase binding. Gene Ontology annotation, biological process: positive regulation of cyclin-dependent protein serine/threonine kinase activity. Lineage: Eukaryota; Metazoa; Chordata; Mammalia; Lagomorpha; Ochotonidae. The coding region runs from base 302 to 613 and encodes 103 amino acids. The transcript has 4 exons.
UAAGUAGGGCUCAAUGGCACAUGGGCAGCCACUGGCAUGUGCCCAGGCCCAGCACACACAUCCAUGCUGGACCAAGCCCUUCCUCUGUGGCAGCCACAGCCCCUUCCCUGUCACCCACAUGGGCCCAGCCUCUGCAUGGCUGCUGGAGCCUUGGCUCUGACCUGAGACUUCCCCAGAAGAGGCCAGGGCCCGCCUGCUUCUCAGCCUAACACACUGGCCCUUUUUCCCAGAGGAUCCCGUGGUCAAGCGGUUCCUGGCCUGGGACAAGCAGCUGAGUGUAUCUGACAAGUACCUGCUGGCCAUGGUCGUCGCCUACCUCAGCAGAGCCGGCCUCUUCUCCUGGCAGUACAGGCGCAUCCAUUUCUUCAUAGCUCUCUACCUCGCCAACGACAUGGAGGAGGACGAAGAGGACGACGAGCCACCCAAGCAGGCCAUCUUCUCCUUCCUCUAUGGCAGGAACUACGCCCAGCGGCCCUUCUUCCACAAACUGCGCCUGCAGUUCAUGCGCUGCAUGGGCUGGAAGGCCAGGGUCACCCUGGAGGAGUGUGAGGAGAUCCAAGCCUAUGACCCAGAGCUCUGGGUGUGGGGGCGAGACCGGGCCCUCCUUUGCUAAGCGGCUGCACUGAGACCAGUGGGCACCGGCCAGAGGGCAGGUACGUGCAGGUCCUUGAGGUGGGCUGGCAGAGGGCUGUGUCCAGUC